UUUUGAAUGUUAUGUAAAUAUUGUAAUAAAAUUGAAAGUAAAUGUUAAUAAACAUUAAUUUAACGUGAGGGCGUACGACCGUCUAUUUAUUUGCACCACUGUCAUUUAGAACAUUAAUAACUACAACAGUUUUGGUCGGUUGUUGAAACGAACUGCGAUGUACGAAUUACUGAGAAUAUUGUUUGUAAUCGUCACCUUCUUCCUUACCGUUGAAUGUAAAGAACUUUCAUGCAAUCCUGCUGACGCUAUUCCGAAGUAUGUCGGUCGAGACAUGACGUGUGACGAUUGCAAGUGUAAGAAACAUGGCAAAGUUCUCAUUUGUCUGAUAGGCAGCUGCAUAAGACCCGACGGGUCACAAGUAGAAGAUGAAUGGGGUGAGGCUAAGUUUCCGGUGGUAAAACGGUGCAAUUUUGGUAUGCACGUAUUUGACAAGUGCAAUAUCUGCCUUUGCGACCAGAAACAGAAACCAUCCUAUUGUACUAAGAUGGGUUGCACUAAAAUUUCAUUAAACGAACUGAUGCAGAAGUAUCCGAAGUAUCCUCUAAUAAAAAGAAGGUUGAAAGCUCUUCCACUGUAGAGCAUAAUGGAAUAGACAAUGUGUCUUUCGUUAUAAAUAAAGUCUUUAAAACAAUUUCUUUUAUUACUUAAAAGCGACGAUCAAUAUCAUCAUCUAAUAAAUUUAUUAUGGACAACUUUGUGAUUGACAUUGCAAGUUUCUUGCAGAUUCUUGAAUUUUGAGUUUUUUUUUACAUUGACAACAGCAACAAUUUUUCCCUCAUUAA
Messenger RNA from Agrilus planipennis (emerald ash borer), 782 nucleotides. RefSeq lists its product as uncharacterized. The coding region runs from base 158 to 577 and encodes 139 amino acids. Gene Ontology annotation, molecular function: peptidase inhibitor activity. The record is from RefSeq and is a predicted model, not a curated record. The transcript has 4 exons. Lineage: Eukaryota; Metazoa; Arthropoda; Insecta; Coleoptera; Buprestidae.